This is a messenger RNA of Hypomesus transpacificus, 6378 nucleotides long. RefSeq names its product DNA (cytosine-5)-methyltransferase 3A-like. The transcript has 23 exons. Gene Ontology annotation, cellular component: nucleus; cytoplasm. Gene Ontology annotation, molecular function: methyltransferase activity. Gene Ontology annotation, biological process: negative regulation of DNA-templated transcription. Bases 227 to 3217 code for a protein of 996 amino acids. The record is from RefSeq and is a predicted model, not a curated record. NCBI's taxonomy places the organism in Eukaryota, Metazoa, Chordata, Actinopteri, Osmeriformes, Osmeridae.
AUCUGGAGGAGUGCUGGCCGGCUGGGGAGGUGGAGGACGGGGAGAGAAGAGGAAGGAGGCUCCGGGAGCGAACGAAAACGAAAAGGGUCAGGCCUGGGACUUGGCAAAACGGGAGAGUCAGCUAACAGAGGGAUCACCGGGUCAUUUUAUUUUUGGUUCCUUUGAUUUGAUUUAGAUCUGAAGCUUCUCAUAUUUUCACCCAUCUAUACAUCUAAGACUCCUGGCAAUGCCGUCCAACACUGUUGCCACUGCCAACGUCGCAUUCAACACCUCUGACUAUUGUGAAGCACCUGGAAACAGAAUGAGCGAGAGCACAAUGGCGGAGGAGAAGCCAGCCAGAAGUAACCCUGCCUGUAAGGACAUUAAGCCAGGAAGGAAACGCAAGGCUCUCUCACAGGGUGAGGGCUGUGGCUCUCAGAACCAGGAGACCGCAAGCGGGGCGGAACGUCCGUCGGCGGCGCAGGUCCACAACGGAACAGCGGGUGGUCGCGGGGAAGGGAAGGCUGGCGCUCGCUGUCCCAGGCAGGAGCGGCCGCCUCCGGAGCUCGGGAUCCCAGCAACAGAGCCUGCCAACGGGCCGGAGGACCAGAGGGUGAGCCGCCCCCAGGAGAACGGACACCCAGCAGGCCAGGAGCAGCAGCAGGCCCCAGAGAAGGACCAGGACCAUACGCUGCCCAGCCCACACAGGAAACGAGGGAGACGGAAACUGGAGCGCCCCACUAAAUAUGUGGAGCAGAACGAGGAAGACGGUCGAGACGCUGUCAAGAAUGAGGGGGACCGCGGGAGGCUACGAAGGGGAGAGGGCCGGGAGGUCAGCCUGCGGCAGAGGCCCGUUCCCAGGGUCACUUUCCAGGCUGGCGACCCCUACUACAUUAGCAAGAGGACCAGAGAGGAGUGGCUGGCCAAGUGGAAGAUGGAGGCAGAGAAGAAGGCCAAAUUGUCAGUGAUGAAUGCUAUGGAGGACCAUGAGGAAGUGGAGGCCCAGGAGCCCCAGAAGGACGAGGUGCCAGUAAUCACACAACCUCUGAACCCCCAGCCGCCAAAACAGGCUCAACAGCCUCAUCAACAGCCACAACAACAACAGCCACAACAGCAACAGUCACAACAGCCACAACAACAGCCACAACAUCAGCCACAACAACAGCCACAACAACAGCCACCACAGCAGCAACAACAACAGCCACCACAACAGCAACAACAGCCACAACAACAGCCCACUGACCCAGCCUCACCCACCAUAGCCACCACCCCUGAGCCUGUGGCCAUCGGAGGAGAAGACAAGACAUCCCCCAAGUCUGCAGACACGGAACCAGAGUAUGAGGAUGGGCGAGGUUUCAGCAUCGGGGAGCUAGUCUGGGGGAAGCUGCGUGGGUUCUCCUGGUGGCCCGGGCGCAUCGUGUCCUGGUGGAUGACCGGACGCAGCCGUGCAGCUGAGGGAACCAGAUGGGUCAUGUGGUUUGGUGACGGCAAAUUCUCAGUGGUCUGUGUGGAGAAACUGAUGCCGUUGAGUUCCUUCUGCAACGCCUUUCACCAGCCAACCUACAACAAGCAGCCCAUGUACAAGAAAGCCAUCUACGAAGUUCUUCAAGUGGCGAGCACCCGAGCAGGCAAAGCCUUCCUGGCUUGCUCUGACAGCGACGAGACGGACACCUCCAAAUCAGUGGACAUGCAGAACAAGCAGAUGAUUGAGUGGGCCAUGACUGGGUUCAAGCCCACAGGCCCCAAAGGCUUAGAGCCCCCCGAAGAGGAACGCAACCCAUAUAAGGAGGUGUACCCUGAGAUGUGGGUGGAGCCAGAGGCAGCGUCCUACACGCCCCCUCCUGCCAAAAAGCCUCGCAAAAGCACAGUGGAGAAGCCCAAGGUCAAGGACAUGAUUGACGAGAGGACGAGAGAGCGACUCGUGUCUGAAGUGAGACAGAAGUGCAGGAACAUCGAGGACAUCUGCAUCUCCUGUGGAAGUCUCAGUGUUUCCCUGGAGCACCCUCUCUUCGCUGGGGGAAUGUGCCAAAGCUGCAAGAACUGCUUCUUGGAGUGUGCGUACCAGUAUGACGACGAUGGCUACCAGUCCUACUGCACCAUCUGCUGUGGAGGGAGGGAGGUGCUCAUGUGUGGCAACAACAACUGCUGCAGGUGUUUCUGUGUGGAGUGUGUGGACCUCCUGGUGGGGCCGGGAGCAGCUCACGCUGCUAUAAAGGAGGACCCGUGGAACUGCUACAUGUGUGGGCAGAAGGGCGUGUUCGGGCUGCUGGAACGCCGGGCCGACUGGCCCUGCCACCUCCAGCACUUCUUUGCCAACAACCACGACCAAGAUUUUGAGCCACCUAAGCUGUACACCCCGGUCAUGGCAGACAAGAGGCAGCCCAUACGGGUGCUGUCGCUGUUUGAUGGCAUAGCAACAGGGCUGCUGGUGCUGAGGGAGCUGGGCAUCCAAGUAGAGCGCUACGUGGCGUCGGAGGUGUGCGAGGACUCCAUCACGGUGGGCAUUGUGCAGCAUCAGGAGCACAUCAUGUAUGUGGGCGACGUGAGGAGCGUCACCCGUAAACACAUACAGGAAUGGGGUCCGUUUGACUUGGUGAUCGGCGGAAGCCCUUGCAAUGAUCUCUCCAUCGUCAACCCUGCUAGGAAGGGCCUUUACGAGGGCACUGGUCGUCUGUUUUUUGAAUUCUACCGGCUGCUUCACGAGGCUCGGCCGAAAGAGGGCGACAGCCGUCCCUUCUUCUGGCUGUUUGAGAAUGUGGUGGCCAUGGGCGUGAGCGACAAAAGGGACAUCUCUCGCUUCUUAGAGUGCAACCCAGUGAUGAUCGACGCCAAGGAGGUGUCGGCGGCUCACCGCGCUCGCUACUUCUGGGGAAACCUUCCUGGCAUGAACAGGUUGGUGAGAGAACGACCCCUCUCGGCCAUGUGUACCGACAAACUGGACCUCCAGGACUGUUUGGAGCAUGGGAGGACAGCUAAGUUUGGCAAAGUGAGGACUAUCACAACUCGCUCUAACUCUACAAAGCAAGGCAAGGACCAGCACUUACCAGUCUUCAUGAAUGAGAAGGAGGACAUCCUCUGGUGCACUGAGAUGGAGAGAGUCUUUGGGUUUCCUGUCCACUACACUGAUGUAUCCAACAUGAGCCGACUGGCCAGGCAAAGGCUUCUGGGAAGGUCAUGGAGCGUGCCUGUCAUCCGCCACUUGUUCGCACCGCUCAAAGAUUACUUUGCCUGUGUUUAGAUGUUGGGAAGAAUAGUCUGAACCUUCACAACAUUUUACUGAUGUUCUACCCACAAACCAGAGCCUUGAGAUUAUACACACAAGUAUAAUUCACAAGUAGAAAUUUCACAUUAUUUCCUGUAUUUGAAAUGUAAUUCCUAUUCUAUUUAAUUUUAUAUGUCAUUUUACCUUUUAGCAGUGUUAUCCAGUAUUUUUUUAUUGAUUUAUUUGUGCAAGCUAUACUUGAGACAAGGCUUUCUUCUCAAGGCACUGAGAAAGAUGAAAACACAAUCUGUGCGUUUUAAAAAUACUACGUUUGUCUGGCAAAUAUCUGAAAGAUAAGGAUUUUUAAGAUAUAUACUGUACGUGGAAUAUUCUGGCUAUGACAGCAUGAGGUGAGCUAUGAAUUCCACCAAUAAUGUAGCAACCUUCUGUUUCCUCCAGCUACUGAGCCGAGAGGUGAGAAGGGUUUGUUUUUAUCAGUCUCAAGAAAGCUGUGUCUUAAUGAAUCCAAAAUCCACCAGAUCACAUAUACCUCUUUGUUUACAGUUUAUUUACACAAACUGAAGGUGAAAAAGGUACUACUGUAAAAUGGUUACAAUACCAUGGUGCUCCAAGAUGAUGAGAACAUCAUAGCCCAUGUGGCACGACAAUUUAGACAAGAUGGCACCUAGAAACCGUUGCCUGAAAACAUUUAUUUUUAUUUCAGUGUGAUGUUCUCACACUGUGAAAAAUGUUAUGUGCGAUAUUUAAUUCCUUAAAAAGUUGAGAAAUGACGAUUGAGUGUUGACUGAAAGAGUAUGCCAUAUCCUCUUUUCUAUGUUUUACAGCUUUUACUAAAAAAGCUGUACUGGUGCUUUUAAUCAUUCAGCCUUUCCACCCUCAGGCCCACAUCCUGUGUGAUGCACAAACAGAACAGGAAGCUAGCCACAUGGGCAGUGGUGUUUUCUGUCAUUCAAAAAAAAAAAACACAAAAAAAAAACCUCUGUGAUCAACGUUUGGGGUGAACUACUACUUUCUAGGUUCAUCCUGACCUCUGUCAUUACUGUACAACUCUUAGCAGGUGCUCUAGGUGACGGGAGCUUGACUUGGUGUCUCAGAAACCAGGUUAACUCCCUCACCUUUGACCCCUGCAAGCAAUGAAACUGUCAGGUGCAAAUAUUCAACAAUAAUGGUGCGGCUUCACAAUGUUCUUCUACUUUUUUAUAGCAAUUUUGUGCUGUUUUACCAACAUUAUAAGGCACUUUUAUAUGUAAACUUACUUUUUUCUUUGGUAUUUUAUGAAUUGUUUGUAAUUUUAUUUGUUUUGCUUUGUUUUAUGAUGUGAAUUGUUCUACCCUUGUGUAAUACUUUUUGUAUACAGUAGGGCUGUGCCAAUAGAAGUUAAAGGGUGGAUUUUGGUGAUGAGUGAAAUCCAUGUAUCUGAUUCUUCAUGUACUGUAGAUGGAUUGCAAUUAUCUCCCAUUCCCAUAUUGUCUUCUGCUAAAGUAGUGACCCGGUGUAUCAUUCUCCAGAAUGAAAGAAUGUCUCUAUUUCUUCUAUGAUGUGAUUGUAGGACGUAAAACAGAAUCAAGGAACUAUAUGAUGUGUUUGUACUGUAUUUUACGACCAACAGAGAGACAUGCUGUCCUCUGUGGUCCCCACCCCUGACUCCCAUCCCCUGUAAAUCCCAAAUAGUUUAUUUUAGACUAAUUCAAGCAUUACGGAAUCCUAUAAUGGAUUACAUUUCAAAUCUGAAUUCUCUUGAUUGUAACCCUAAUGUGGAGUUUGGAGGAUUUAGGCGCAAGUUUGUCAGAACCCAAAACUGACGUCGCAGUUAGCGAGAUGUUAUCAUUACUCUGAAAAAAAACUAAGAUGAUGACAAAAAAUAUAUAUAAAUUCUCUAAAUAGUCUAUAUCAUAUUUAAGAAUUUAAACAAAUAACCUUAUUAAUGGAAUAAAAUUUCAUUUAUAAUUAAGUUCUUAAGUGACCUUAUUGCCACAGGUUUUGUCCACCCUUGUACUGGAUAGAUGAAUGCCUGUGCAUUUUGAGCAGUUCUUCAUUUCCCCUCCCUAAAGUACUUGCCAUCCCAAAUAUUUUGUACAUUAUGUACAUAGAUUUUUCCUGUUGCUGUUUUCAAUUUGUUUUUAUCUUUUUUUAUUAUUACGUAUGAGAUGUACAAAUAUCAUUCUUUGCUAAUAUAUAUCAUGGAAUUAGAGGCACUUAGAUGAAAAAAACAAACAAUAAAUUUAAUAAUUGAUCGAUUUGAAUCGCAAAAAAAUUCAAUGCAUUUUAUUUGAGACUUAAAGCCUGCAUUUUAGUACUGUUCAUUUUGUUUAUAAUUGAGUGACAAGUGAAUCCAGAUGAAAAUUGUCAGAUGAUCUUAGCCUAACAGCUUUAAGAAAGAUGCGCUCAACUUCACUGCACAGCCCUACAUAGUGUUGUUCAUUCUUCUGUUUCUUUGUAAGAACAAGAUGGAUUGUAGGUGUUUCUGACGGUGCUAAAAGUUUUAUCUAAUCAAGAAAAAUAUAUUUGUUUGGAAGAGAAAUAAACUUUUCUUGACAAUGACUGUUUUUAAGUUCCUUGUAGUAAUGGAAAGCACUAUUAUUUCACGCUUAUAUAUAUAUAUUAACAAAGGCAUUUUAACUUUGUACUUGAAAAAGAUUAUGAGAAUAAAUCAAGUUUCCUAUAUUGUUUUAGAAUAGAAGUUGCUGUAGUUGGUGAUUAUCUGUGGGAAACCCAUGUACUUAUAAUGGGAAAUAUCAAGACAAAAAAGAAAGACAAAAAAAACUUUGGGUAAUGACUUUUACUGUAGCAUAAUGUAUGCUUAAUUCCUGACAGGUUCUUAAUCCUACAUGUGGAAUCACAUGUCACAUCACAAUCACAUCAUCCUCAGUGUGGGUUUCCAGUUGUUGUCUUGAUUUUGAUGCUUUGUUAUGAUUGGGCAGCAACAACACAUUUCACUGUUCAACCAGGUCAGCUCUAUAUCCAGUAUCUCUGCUGACACUCUGUGUGACUUAUUUUGUGUCAUCAUUGUUAAUGGCCUAUAUUUCUCUUCUUCAGACCAGUGCAUACAGCAAAUGUAGCAGUCAUUCUCCAGCCCAUACUUACCAGUAUGUUUAGUGCCCAGAGAGAGAAAAUUAAGACUCCUUAUGUACUUGUGCUGGAGAACACUUGAAUAAAUGUAUUGUUUUUGUGCAAAA